This is a messenger RNA of Carassius gibelio (silver crucian carp), 1350 nucleotides long. RefSeq lists its product as uncharacterized. The record is from RefSeq and is a predicted model, not a curated record. The transcript has 4 exons. The coding region runs from base 89 to 1090 and encodes 333 amino acids. NCBI's taxonomy places the organism in Eukaryota, Metazoa, Chordata, Actinopteri, Cypriniformes, Cyprinidae.
AAGGUUAGGGGAGGAUUUGCACACAACCAGAUAAAUAUCACAGUUCUCUCAUAUUUAAGGAUAAUAUUGUCAGCUUUUCAGUGAACUGAUGAGGGAAAUGGCAAUAAAAUUAGUUUUGUUCUGUUUGUGUUUCUGGCGUCUGGAUGAUGUGUUCGGUCAGGAAACGAAGUUAAUGAAACCGGGAGAUUCAGUCACUCUGAACUCUGGUCUUACUGAAAUAAAAGAUGAUGAUGAGAUUCAGUGGAUGUUUAGGUCUGGAAAAGAAAACGCUUUAAUAGCUGAAAUCAAUGUAAGAGCCGACAGCAUGACUGUGUAUGAAGAUGUUCUUGAUGGGAGAUUCAGAAACAGACUGAAGCUGAACAAUCAAACUGGAUCUCUGACCAUCACAAACAGCAGACAUGAACAUACAGGACUUUAUGAACUACUGACCAAGAGUGUGAUGAAGAGAUUCUUUCUUAGUAUCAUUGAUGAAAUAUCAAUGAAGGAGGGAGAUUCAGUCACUAUAAACUCUGGGCUUACUGAAAUAAAGGAUGAUAAUGUGAUUCAGUGGAGGUUUGGAAAUGAAAACACUUUACUAGCUGAAAUCGAUAAACAGACCGACAGCAUGACUGUAUAUGAUGAUGUUCUUGAUGGGAGAUUCAGAGACAGACUGGAACUGAACAAUCAAACUGGAUCUCUGACCAUCACAAACACCACAACUGAACAUGCUGGAGCUUAUGAACUAGAUAUCAAUAAUGAGAAAAAGAGGUUCCUUCUCGCUGUCUAUGAUGAGAUAUCAGUGAAGGAAGGAGAUUCACUCACUAUAAACUCUGGUCGUACUGAAAUAACAACGGGUGAAAUGUUUUUGUGGUUGUAUAUGAAUGAAAUUACUUUUAUAGCUGGAAUCAACCCAUGGGUAAACAACAUUACUGUAUAUGAUGAUGUUCUUGAUGGGAGAUUCAGAAACAGACUGAAGCUGAACAAACAAACUGGAUCUCUGACCAUCACAAACAUCACAACUCAACAUGCUGGACGUUAUGUAUUCCUGACAGAGAGAGGACCGAUAAUUCAGUUAUUAAAAGCUCUCAGUGUUUCUGUAUAUGGAGAGUAGAGAGUAGAUUCAAAAGAGCUGAACAAGAGCAAGCACAUAUUCACAUAUCAGAAACAUAAAGGAUGAUGUUAUUUCUUAGAUUAUUCCUCUGAUAUCGAUGUGGUUAAUUUUCAAAUGCUCAGAUAUGCUCAAAGUAUCAAAUGCAAGUGUUUGUCAUGGUCAAUCCUGAAGAUUACCAAAGAUCCUCGCAUUCAGUAAUUUUUCAUAUUUGAUUUCAAAUGUUCCUCUCUUGCAGUGUUAUUAUUGUACACAUUCAGUUU